AUGAGUUCUGACAAAGUGAAAAGGAUCGGACCCACUGCCAUUCCUGUCCGCAUUGAUGUGGAAUCAUCCCAAGGCAACAUGGAAGUUUCCACCGGGAAAAUGCGUAUUUGCACACAGAGCCCAGAGACCUCCACUAGUCAUUAUGCACAGGGGGUGACAGUCUCCAAUUUCAAAUCAAAGGCAACUACCCAAUCAACUACUAGCCCAAGGCUGAACUACAUACCUGAAGAUAACGUUCCUCUGAUAGCAUCUACAGAACCAAACGCAACAGCUAGCUCAGACACAACAGAACAGCCCGAUGUGUCUGCUAACAGCUCCAUAGAGAAUGUCAUCCCCCCUCUCAGCCCGGGACAAACCAACCCACGACCCGGGACCAUUCCCACUCCCAGCCCGGGAGAUACCAACCCAGGGUCCAAGACCACCCCCAGGCCGGGAGAUACCAACCCAGGGUCCAAGACCACCCCCAGGCCGGGAGAUACCAACCCAGGGUCCAAGACCACCCCCAGGCCGGGAGAUACCAACCCAGGGUCCAAGACCACCCCCAGGCCGGGAGGUACCAACCCAGGGUCCAAGACCACCCCCAGGCCGGGAGGUACCAACCCAGGGUCCAAGACCACCCCCAGCCCGGGAGAUACCAACCCAGGGUCCAAGACCACCCCCAGGCCGGGAGGUACCAACCCAGGGUCCAAGACCACCCCCAGGCCGGGAGAUACCAACCCAGGGUCCAAGACCACCCCCAGGCCGGGAGGUACCAACCCAGGACACAAGACCACCUCCAGGCCGGGAGAUACCAACCCAGGGUCCAAGACCACCCCCAGCCCGGGAGAUACCAACCCAGAGUCCAAGACCACCCCCAGGCCGGGAGGUACCAACCCAGGGUCCAAGACCACCCCCAGGCCGGGAGAUACCAACCCAGGGUCCAAGACCACCCCCAGACCGGGAGGUACCAACCCAGGGUCCAAGACCACCCCCAGGCCGGGAGGUACCAACCCAGGGUCCAAGACCACCCCCAGGCUGGGAGAUACCAACCCAGGGUCCAAGACCACCCCCAGACCGGGAGGUACCAACCCAGGGUCCAAGACCACCCCCAGGCCGGGAGAUACCAACCCAGGGUCCAAGACCACCCCUAACCCAGGACAUUCCAACUCAUGGCCUUGGACCAGCCCUACAAUCAUCACCAACCUAGGACACAAUAUCCCAGGACGAAUCACCACCCUAAGCCCAGGAUACAAUAACCCAGGUGACAGUUACAAAGGUGAUAGUAACCCAGGUCAAAGUAAACAAGAGACAAUUAACCCAGGCUACACUAACCCAGGCCACAGCAACCCAGGUCACAGUAACGCAGCUGACAAUACACCAGGCCACAUUAACCCAGGCCACACUAAGCCAGGCCACACUAACACAGGCCACAGUAACCCAGGCCGGAGUAACCCAGGUGAAGAUAACCCAGGCCAGAGUAACCCAGGUGACGAUAACCCAGGCCAGAGUAACCAAGGCCACAGUAACCCAGGUGACGAUAACCCAGUCCAGAGUAACCCAGGGCACACUAACCUAGGAGAACCUAGUAACCCGGGCCAUACUAACCCUGGCCGCCGUGACCCAGGCCACACUAACACAGGUGGCAUUAACCCAGGCCACACUAACACAGGUGGCAUUAACCCAGGCCACACUAACACAGGUGACAGUAACCGAGUCACUAUCGGAGGCGGCAUUAACCCAGGUCUCCAUAACCCAGACCUCCAUAACCCAGACCUCCGUAACCCAGACCUCCAUAACCCAGGUCUCCAUAACCCAGACCUCCGUAACCCAGACCUCCGUAACCCAGACCUCCGUAACCCAGUCCUCCGUAACCCAGACCUCCGUAACCCAGACCUCCGUAACCCAGACCUCCGUAACCCAGACCUCCGUAACCCAGAACUCCGUAACCCAGAACUCCGUAACCCAGACCUCCGUAACCCAGAACUCCGUAACCCAGAACUCCGUAGCCCAGAACUCCGUAACCCAGACCUCCGUAACCCAGAACUCCGUAGCCCAGAACUCCGUAGCCCAGACACCCCUCACCCUUUGCCCCGGCCUGCCCUCCCGCCCAGUCCAGGACGCACCAACCCAGGGCUCACCCUCACCCCCAUUCUGUCAACUACUCCCAGUACACGUGAAAUGCGGGUCAAAAUCAACCAGGUGGUGGCGUUCCCCGAUGCCAGCCUGCAUGUAAAGCCCCAGAAUGAGCUCAUGGAAAAGACUCCUCCAAAGGUCAGCCUCAAGCAGGGAGGGAAAAAGCCCCACUCAACAGAUGGCCGCCACCCGAUGUUCCCAUCAUCAAAGCUACCCAGGGCACCCAGGGACUGUUCCGAACAUCUCAACAGAGGGGAUCAAACAACCGGCCUCCACCUGGUGACCCCUGACCCCAGGUUGAGCUCCUUCCCCGUGUUCUGCGACAUGGAGCACCAAGGUGGAGGUUGGACGGUCAUUCAACGACGCCGGGACGGUAGCGUGAGCUUCAACCGGACGUGGGUCGAGUACAGCGAGGGAUUCGGGGAAAUGAACGGAGGAGAGUUUUGGCUGGGCAAUGAGAAGAUCCACUUGUUGACGCGGGCCAGGGACAUGGUUCUCCGAGUGGAGCUGGAGGACUUCGAAGGGUUGAGAGAACACGCCGAGUACGGGAAAUUCAGGGUGGCGAGCGAGAGGCAGCGCUACCGCCUGACCGUAGGGGGUUAUUCGGGGUCCGCGGGCGAUGCCCUUAGGUUCAGCAGGAACUACGACCACCACAACAAGGCGUUCACCACCCUAGACAGAGACAAUGACCGAUACCCGUCUGGGAACUGCGGGGCGUACUACAGCUCAGGGUGGUGGUUUGAUGCCUGCAUGGCAGCCAACCUCAACGGAAGAUAUUAUGUAGGAAAGUAUAAAGGGGUCAGAGAUGGGAUUUUUUGGGGGACAUGGCAUAACAUUUCAACAGAGUAUUAUCUGACUAAUGAUAGGCAGUCUUUUAAAACGGUUACAAUGAUGAUCAGACCCAAAGGGCAUGCAUUGUGAAGUGGGCCUAAUCGUUUUAUAAGAUUAAAAGUACGACCUUUCUACCACAAAUUUCUUCAACAAGCUAUGGCUAUAUUAGGUGAUUUAAAGGGCCUAUAUUAUACACCUACAUUUUUUAUCCAACACAGUCGAUACAAUGCUUCCCCCUCCUGGCAUGAUAGGGUAUUUCAAAGGUUUAAGUGCACUGUAUAACGAGUAUAAACUGAAUUUUGUAAGUAUUUAGUCUACUUUAUUUUUCUCAUGGAUUAAAUAUUAUUUUCAUUUUAAUGUUAUGUAAAGAAAUGCUUUCGGGGGUGGAUUUUUGUAAUGGAGAAUUUGAAAUUGAAAAUUUGUCAGCAAAUACGGACGGACGCAAACCUCAGGUUAUUAUCUGAGGAUAAGUAAGACUGCUGAAUUGAAUUACUGGAAUGUUUUGAUGUAUUAAAUGAUUUAUAAAUGAUGA
Messenger RNA from Gadus macrocephalus (Pacific cod), 3475 nucleotides. RefSeq names its product mucin-2-like. The record is from RefSeq and is a predicted model, not a curated record. Lineage: Eukaryota; Metazoa; Chordata; Actinopteri; Gadiformes; Gadidae. The transcript is spliced from 2 exons. The coding region runs from base 1 to 3033 and encodes 1010 amino acids.